AAAACUCCAAAAACCACGGAAGUAGACGUGAUGGUCUGCUGUCUCGCUUGUAUUUUAUUCCAGAAAAAACUAUUUUCAUUUCUGUGAUGGCAGAACAUGACGAAUUAACAAUGGAUUUAAAAUGUGCUAAAGAUGUAUCUAGAUCCAGCACACAUCUUCAACUCGUCUCGUACACAUCGUCUCAUAUGUUAACAGCUAGCGAUUGACUGGAGCACUGAGGACUUCACAUCACCAUGGGCCACAGGAAGAGAGGUCACACUCAUGCACCUAAAACCCCUUCAUCUUUGGACACACACUCCUCCAGCAGCACACUGCGACACACUGAUCACGAGCAGGGCAUGAAGCACAGGAUAUGUAUGGUGUCAGACUUCUUCUACCCAAACAUGGGUGGUGUGGAGAGUCACAUCUACCAGCUCUCACAGUGCCUCAUAGAGAAGGGCCAUAAGGUUGUGAUCGCAACUCAUGCAUAUGGAGACCGUCGUGGGAUUCGCUACUUGACCAAUGGACUGAAGGUGUAUUAUCUACCACUGCAGGUCAUGUAUAAUCAGUCCACUGCGACCACCUGCUUUCACAGUUUGCCGUUACUCCGGUGUGUGUUUGUGCGUGAACGCAUCACUAUUGUGCACGCCCACAGCUCCUUCUCCGCAAUGGCCCAUGAUGCUUUGUUCCAUGCCAAGACUAUGGGACUCAACACCGUCUUCACAGAUCACUCUCUCUUUGGAUUUGCGGACCUGAGCUCUGUACUGACCAAUAAGCUGCUGACUGUCUCUCUGUGUGACACCAAUCACAUUGUGUGUGUGUCGUACACUAGUAAAGAGAACACUGUACUGCGAGCUGCUCUUGACCCUGAGAUCGUCUCUGUCAUCCCUAAUGCUGUCGACCCCACUGACUUCACCCCUGACCCCUGUCUCCGUGACAACAGCAAGAUUACCAUUGUGGUCAUCAGUCGACUGGUUUACAGGAAAGGGAUUGAUUUACUAAGUGGAAUCAUUCCUGAACUAUGUGGAAAGCAUCCAGAUCUCUGCUUUCUGAUAGGUGGAGAGGGACCCAAAAGAAUCAUACUGGAAGAGGUUCGAGAAAAAUAUCAGCUUCAUGACAGGGUUCGUCUGCUGGGAGCUCUGGAUCAUAAAGAUGUGAGGGAUGUUCUUGUUCGGGGUCAUAUCUUUCUCAACACUUCUCUCACCGAGGCCUUCUGUAUGGCCAUAGUGGAGGGAGCCAGCUGUGGGCUGCAGGUGGUGAGCACCCGUGUUGGAGGUAUACCUGAAGUCCUGCCUGAUGAGUUGGUGACUCUGUGUGAACCAUCAGUUCGUUCACUUUGUGAUGGCUUGGAAACUGUAAUUGCAAGAAUACGCACAGGAAACGUGGCGUCUCCUGCCACCAUCCACCGCAAGGUCCGAACACUGUACACUUGGAGAAACGUUGCCGAGCGCACAGAAAAGGUGUAUAAUCGGGUGUGCAGGGAGCCCGUUUUGCCAUUUUCUGAGCGACUGCAUAGACUGCGCUCUCACUGUGGUGCUGUGGCAGGCUCCAUUUUCUCCUUUUUUGCUGUUAUUACCUUCCUCUUCCUGCUUCUCCUGCAGUGGCUCCGCCCAGAUCAUCUGAUUGAUGUUGCUAUAGACUCAUCAGGUCCCCACAGCCGAAUGGGGCAGCAGCUUAGUAAGAAGAAAAGUAAAACACCAAACCCAGCUUUGUCCUGAUUAAUGAUCUAACAUGACCUCACAUUAGUCUCAUGGUGGACUUUAUUUAGAAGGGGAAGGAUGCAAGUAAUGAACUGAACUAAACCUGUUGUACCGGUACGUCAUAGUGUACUAUGGUACA
Molecule: messenger RNA, 1818 nt
Organism: Sinocyclocheilus rhinocerous
Lineage: Eukaryota; Metazoa; Chordata; Actinopteri; Cypriniformes; Cyprinidae
Product: phosphatidylinositol N-acetylglucosaminyltransferase subunit A-like
Exons: 7
Coding region: 234-1697 (487 amino acids)
Biological process (GO): GPI anchor biosynthetic process
Cellular component (GO): glycosylphosphatidylinositol-N-acetylglucosaminyltransferase (GPI-GnT) complex
Molecular function (GO): phosphatidylinositol N-acetylglucosaminyltransferase activity
Source: RefSeq, a predicted model, not a curated record